CUUGCUGCGGGAUGCGUUAAGAGAGGAGGACCCUUACUCACUAGGCAUGGAGGGCAGCUUGUCCGCGUCCAGCAUGCAGGAACCCGCCUCCUCACCCCCGGAGAAACAGCAAAGCUCAGCGAGCGGUCAUGGAGGUCUCGAUUCAGAAGAAGGUUCGGGCCUGGAGGAAAUCGGCUUUAACUGGGGGGAGUACCUGGAAGAAACAGGCGCCAGUGCAGCCCCUCACACGUCCUUCAAGCAUGUUGAAAUCAGUCUUCAGAGCAACUUCCAGCCAGGGAUGAAGUUGGAGGUGGCCAACAAGAACAACCCCGACACGUACUGGGUGGCCACGGUCAUCACCACGUGUGGGCAGCUGCUGCUUCUGCGUUACUGUGGCUACGGCGAGGACCGCCGGGCCGACUUCUGGUGUGACGUGGUGAUCGCGGAUCUCCACCCCGUGGGGUGGUGCACACAAAACAACAAGGCCUUGAUGCCCCCGGACGCAAUCAAAGAGAAGUACACAGACUGGACGGAAUUCCUCAUUCGUGACUUGACUGGUUCCCGGACGGCGCCGGCCAACCUCCUGGAAGGUCCUCUGCGAGGGAAAGGCCCUAUAGACCUCAUUACAGUUGAUUCCUUAAUAGAACUUCAGGAUUCUCAGAGCCCUUUUCAGUACUGGAUAGUUAGUGUGAUUGAAAAUGUUGGAGGAAGAUUACGCCUUCGCUAUGUGGGAUUGGAGGACACUGAAUCCUAUGACCAGUGGUUGUUUUACUUGGAUUACAGACUUCGACCAGUUGGUUGGUGUCAAGAGAAUAAAUACAGAAUGGACCCACCUUCAGAAAUCUAUCCUUUGAAGAUGGCAUCUGAGUGGAAAUGUGCUCUGGAAAAAUCUCUCGCUGAUGCCGCCCAGUUUCCUCUUCCGAUGGAAGUAUUUAAGGAUCAUGCCGAUCUGCGAAGCCAUUUCUUCACAGUCGGGAUGAAGCUGGAAACAGUGAAUUUGAGCGAGCCCUUUCAUAUCUGUCCUGCAUCAGUGACCAAGGUUUUUAACAAUCAUUUUUUUCAAGUGACUAUUGACGACCUAAGGGCAGAACCUAGUAAUCUCUCGAUGCUGUGCCAUGCGGAUUCUUUGGGGAUUUUACCAGUACAAUGGUGCCUUAAAAAUGGAGUCAAUCUCUCGCCUCCCAAAGGUUACUCCGGCCAGGACUUCGACUGGGCCGAUUAUCACAAGCAGCACGGGACAGAAGAAGCCCCUCCCUUCUGCUUCAGAAAUACCACGUUUAGUCGGGGUUUCACGAAGAACAUGAAGCUCGAAGCCGUCAACCCCAGGAACCCAGGAGAGCUCUGCGUGGCCUCGGUUGUCAGCGUGAAGGGGAGGCUGAUGUGGCUUCACCUGGAAGGUCUGCAGACUCCUUCCCCUGAGUUCAUUGUUGACGUGGAGUCCAUGGACAUCUUCCCCGUGGGCUGGUGCGAAGCGAACUCGUACCCUCUGACCACACCGCACAAAACCAUCUCACAAAAGAAGAGAAAGAUUGCAGUCGUGCAACCAGAAAAACAAUUGCCAUCCACAGUGCCUGUUGAGAAAAUACCUCAUGACCUUUGUUUAUUCCCUCACCUGGACACCGCAGGUCCUGUCAACGGGAAGUACUGCUGUCCGCAGCUCUUCAUCAACCACAGGUGUUUCUCGGGCCCUUACCUGAACAAGGGCCGGAUCGCCGAGCUACCUCAGUCGGUGGGACCGGGCAAGUGCGUGCUGGUGCUGAAGGAGGUUCUUAGCAUGAUCAUCAAUGCGGCUUACAAGCCUGGAAGGGUGUUGAGAGAAUUACAGCUGGUGGAAGAUCCUCACUGGAAUUUUCAGGAGGAGACGCUGAAGGCAAAGUACAGAGGCAAAACGUACCGCGCCGUGGCCAAGAUUGUGCGGACGUCUGACCAGGUAGCAGAUUUCUGCCGGCGGGUUUGUGCCAAGCUGGAAUGCUGCCCAAAUCUGUUUAGCCCCGUGCUGGUUUCGGAGAACUGCCCGGAGAACUGCUCCAUUCACACCAAAACCAAGUACACCUAUUACUACGGAAAGAGAAAGAAGAUUGUGAAGCCCCCGAUAGGGGAAGCCAGCACUGAGAGCGGACACCCGAAGCCCGCCAGACGCAGGAAACGGCGAAAAUCCAUCUUUGUGCAGAAGAAGCGGAGGUCUUCCGCCGUGGACUUGGCCGCGGGCUCGGGGGAGGAGAGCGAGGAAGAGGAUGGGGAUGCCGUGGACGAGGACACUGGCAGUGAGGAGACCAGCUCUGAGCUCCGCGAUGACCAGACAGAUACCUCUUCAGCCGAGGUCCCCUCCGCGCGACCCCGGAGGGCCGUCACCCUGAGGAGCAGCUCAGAGCCCGAGCGCCGGCCACCCGUGGAAAGGCCUCGAAGGGGCCGGAGGGCACAGGCUGCCUCCUGUACCGAGGGGGCAGAGCAGGGUGUGACCACCGGCCAGGACCCGGCUGAGGACACAAAGCAGCAGGAGGAGGAGAGACUCGUUCUGGAGAGCAACCCGCUGGAGUGGACCGUGACCGACGUGGUGAGGUUCAUCAAGCUGACGGACUGCGCCCCACUGGCCAAGAUCUUUCAGGAACAGGACAUCGACGGGCAGGCGCUGCUCUUGCUGACGCUGCCCACGGUGCAGGAGUGCAUGGAGCUGAAGCUGGGGCCCGCCAUCAAGCUGUGCCAUCAGAUCGAGCGGGUUAAAGUGGCCUUCUACGCCCAGUACGCCAACUGACGCCGCCCUCUCGGGAGGGGACCGGCGCUGUGGUGGUGCAGCGUCUUGGGAAAGUUUGGGGACCAGCGCUUUAUUUUUUGGGUGACCGGAGCUGGUACACGCACUUAGUAGCGCCAAAAGGCAGCACGGAGGACCUCCUGCCCCUCCAGCCUCUGUGCCGGCACCACGU
Messenger RNA from Neogale vison (American mink), 2900 nucleotides. It is a transcript of the gene SFMBT2, whose product is annotated as Scm like with four mbt domains 2. Gene Ontology annotation, cellular component: nucleus. Gene Ontology annotation, biological process: regulation of DNA-templated transcription. The record is from RefSeq and is a predicted model, not a curated record. The transcript is spliced from 20 exons. Bases 47 to 2731 code for a protein of 894 amino acids. Gene Ontology annotation, molecular function: transcription corepressor activity; histone binding. Lineage: Eukaryota; Metazoa; Chordata; Mammalia; Carnivora; Mustelidae.